Messenger RNA from Lutzomyia longipalpis, 692 nucleotides. RefSeq lists its product as uncharacterized. Gene Ontology annotation, molecular function: DNA binding. NCBI's taxonomy places the organism in Eukaryota, Metazoa, Arthropoda, Insecta, Diptera, Psychodidae. The coding region runs from base 76 to 600 and encodes 174 amino acids. The transcript is spliced from 2 exons. The record is from RefSeq and is a predicted model, not a curated record.
AAGGGUUUAUUUGUCAGUUUACAAAAUAAAGUCCUGAAAAAUCUCACUUUUUGUUACCACAAAUAAAUUGCAUUUAUGGAGAGUUCAAGUGUGUGGAAGUAUUUUAUUCGCGACACUCGGGAUUCAGCGUCAUGCAGACUUUGCAAAAAAGAACUCAAAUGCAAAGGAUCAUCGACAACAGGGCUACGGCGGCACUUAAAAAGUAUUCACAAAUUCGGAAGAAGAGCAGCAGCAACAGCAGCGUUGUACCCCGAUGACGACAUGGAAAGCCAAUCAAUUGUCGUGGAAGAGAUAAAACCUGAAACUGAUUUCCUUGCAGUUCCAUCGGGCACAAAAGAUGAUUUGGAUGAUAGAGAUACUCCGGAGUAUUUAGACUAUGAAAUAAUGGAUACUCCAAAUGCUUCAGAUGUAAAACAGACUCAAAAGCGAAAUGUUUUACUCGAAUUGCUGGACUUGCACAAAGAGAAAAAGGACGAAGAUGCCUUAUUUUUGGAUAGUUUCUUGCCCACAAUUAGAACCCUCUCAAUGCAGGACAAAAUGCAAUUUAAAAUGGAAUUUCAGCAAUUGCUAUAUAAAUAUGUAUUUAAGGAAGUUGCAUAAAAAACCAUCAAAACUAAUUUUAAUUCGACAAAUAGGAUACAGAAAAAUGUUGAAAAAAUAUGUUGUACCUACUGAGCAAAUUGUAAUAAAAA